GGCAAGAACUCGUCUCAUUGGACCUGGAAGCAUUUUACCUGGGUAGAUGCUCUGCAAACACUUUCGCAUCAAUUCCUCUUUCAUUUGCUGCGGCAAUAGCAGUAUCGCCCUUGCAUCUCGACCACAACCUAUCAAUCCUCCUCGAUGAUGACUGUCCUGUAAGAAUGCAUCGCAGCGCUAUCCUAAUGAGAUUGCCUACAUCACAUCAUGAUCCCGUGCAGAUCUGCGUGAGCAGUGAAGAACACGUUAAUCGAUAUUGUAUGGGCAACAGAGUAGCAUUUGAGGUUUUGAUACAGCUGGUUGACGCCGAAGCCAAAGCAAGCCGAAGCUUGACAGCUGGAGAAAGGACCUGAUGAGUAAGAAAUUUCACAGUUUUUGGAGAUUCGCUAAGACACAGGAGGAACUCGUGAAAAUAUACAGGUAAAAAACACAUCUCGCUGCAACCAAUCAGGAUUGUCUUCAUGCAGCAUGAAAAUUACCGGGUUCCGGUGACGGCGCUGGCAUACUGGAGCGACGACGUCCUCCUCGUCGGUCAAGGAACACACCUGAGAGCCUAUGAUACACGCACACAAGCUCGUCUGUGCGAUCAUUCAGUAUUCGCUACUCAAGCAAUUCAUGGAAUCUCCAUACAUCAUGGAUCGUCCAAUCCAAUCAUACUUGUUCGAGGCGGUCAAUUGAUCACGAUUUUGAUCGCAAGUAGACUUCCAACAGGCGAAUUUUCCGUGGAGCAGAGCGCAGUCUAUCAAUCACCCGACUGGGUGCUCGAUGCGACUUUCAGCCCGGCCAUAAAUGGGUGUACUGCUCGGGCCGCUCUUGUCACGGCUCAUAAUGCCUUGACCAUAUGUGAUUUAUCAUGCGAACCUCUCUGUGCUCGGUUGGAUAUCGCGAUUCCGGGGUCGAAUUGUAUCCUUUACUCUGCCAAUAUCACAUGGCUGGAUGAUAGCAAGUGUCUUAUUGCUUCUGGCACCGCCUUUGGCGACGUGAUAGUCUGGUCAUGUGCGGUCUCUGCAAGCGGCGAAGAGCUUUCAGCAGCCUCUCAGACACACUACGUCUUUUCAGCACAUCAAGGAUCCGUCUUUGGCGUGACCAUUUCAUCCCCUGAAAUCGCGGCUUCUUUUGGAGGACGGAGCCGAGUGCUGGCAAGCUGUAGUGACGACCGCACUGUUCGAUUAUGGGACAUAUCCGACCUCACUGUAAAAAGUCCGACUCUACUGGAGCUUCAGCGACAAACAGGUUUCGGCACCGAAGAUGCGAAAGAUGCGAAUGGUCCGCAAUGUCUCUCGUCGGUCAUGGGUCAUAUCUCGAGAAUUUGGCACGUUCGAUUUGUGCAGUACAGUCCAAGUGUGACUAAAGACGGCGCCGCACCCCUGAACAAGGCCGUAGUCCUCUCGUUCGGCGAAGAUGCAUCGUGCAUUGCUUGGUCCGCGGAACCAGGUGUAAACUCGGUCGAUCAUCCUUUCCGGUUGACACAGAUGUCUGUUGUGAAAGCACACGCAGGUAAGAGCAUCUGGUCGGUCGGUAUGUCGCCCCGUAUGGAUGUUGCAACGGGAGGUGCAGAUGGCGCAGUGGCCAUAUUCCCAAGCUCUAGAAUCACGAAUGGAAACCCACUUCAAAUCAUCGAUCGGACGCUCAUCGACCAGGGCUCGCAAGGAGAUAAUUUCAAGUCAUAUGCAUUCCUCGAUGAAAGUCUGCUCCUUGCGACUACUGAGCACGGAGGAAUUGCACUUUUGUCACAGAAAUCGGAUAGCACUACCACGCACAAGACCUUCGAUGCACUGCCGGGGUUACGUGGCUUUUCGAUCGUGGUGUCGAUCUCUGGACUGGCAUUUUUUGCAGGCAUCGACGGCAAGGUGUACUCCUAUUCAGAAGAGCUCUCAACUGUGACCGAGAUUGCCGACACUGGGCGUAAGGUCGCCGACAUGUUUGUUGGGAGCAAUAGAAAUGACGCACAACCGGAGCUUUCAAGCAAUCUCACAGUGUUGGUGACUAACGUAGGUUCAACUACUGCUCACAUUAUACAUGCGAAUCAAGCAAUCGACGUAAUUACAAUCGGUGCAGCUUCAACUCAUGCGCAAUCGAAACUCGAGCUUCCAACAGGUUUCAUGGUCACGAGCUUUGCUUGUAAAGCAUGGACGAACAAUCUCACGGUGAUUGCUGUAGGAUCGAGAAGCGGAGCUGUCGCAAUCUACUGCUUCGAUUCAUCCCAUCAGAAUGUAUCGAUUCCGACGUUGUUCGCGGGUAUUCAUAGCAAAGAAGCUGUGACCUCGCUCAUCUUUCACGUAAGCUCUGCUACAUCAUCGAAUGGAAGCUUGAGCCUGUUAUCAACAGGUCGAGAUGGAACAUAUGCUUGCCAAAGGCUCACUGUUGAGAAAGACACGUGCCAGCUCAAGUGCAUUCAUCAGCUAUCAUUGCCCUUCGGACCGAACAUUGAAAGAUUGGAGGUCCAAGAAAGCGGCCACUUGUGGGCUUGGGGCUUCAGGAGUAAGCAGUUCGUCGUCUACGACAUCACAUCGCAGCGAGAAAUCAUGACUGUAGAAUGUGGUGGGGCACAUCGCAAUUGGACCUUCCGAAGUGGAGCGCAUGGCGGAGAGUUCGUCUGGACAAAGGCUUCCAAGCUUUAUUAUACUCACCAAGAUAGUUUGCCUUUCGAGCAUGUUGCCGUUGGCGGGCAUGGACGGGAAAUCAAGUGCAUGAGUAUUUCCACGGGCUCUCCCCCUAUCAUCGCAACAGGAGCAGAAGAUACAAACAUCAAACUCAGCAUAUAUCAGAACGAACGGUUCGACGGUCUGCUUACUCUGCAAAAGCACAACACCGGCGUUCAACACCUCCAGUGGUCUCCCGACAAUCGAUUCCUGUUCUCAAGCGGCGGCUUCGAAGAAUUCUGCAUUUGGCGAAUAAGCUACAACGCGCCGAUUCUAGGAAUCGGUGUCGUUUGCGAAUCAACGCAUCCGAAUCAUGGCACUUCCGACCUACGCAUCAUGAAUUUCGAUGUGGAAAUGCUUCCCUCACAAUCAAGUGAAGCGGAGACGUUCGUGAUCACCAUGGCGUACUCAAAUUCUAACCUCAUUCAAUGGCGCUAUACCGACAAGACAUGGUCCCUGGUCGCUGAGGGAUCAUACCUGACCUCCUGUCUGACACAAUGUCUCCAUUUCGGUGCCAGAAAUACUCUCCUCACUGCAAGUACAGACGGACACAUCGCGUUGUGGACGAAACACCUGCGCUCCAGCAACGAGACGAAAUUGCCAACUUCACACGGACAAAUCUCACCUUCCUCCUUAGAGUGGACAGUCCGGCACCCGGUUCACCAAAGCGCCAUUCUCGCCGCAGCACACUACACCCUGCGGACCUCACCUCCAGUGAAUCUGCUCCUCACAGGCGGCGACGACAAUGCAAUCGGCAUAACCCGCCUACCAUCCCUAUCCGCCGCAGACCAAAGCACAACAACGAUCUCCACGAGGGAAGCCCCCAUCACCCUCCUCCUCACCCGCGCCCACGCCGCAGCAGUCACAGCCGUAGCAUUCCUCGGAUCGCGACCCUCUACCCCGACCUCUCCUUCUCCCCCUCACGAGGGAAAUUUAGCACACGUCCGCUUCGCCUCCACGGGCCUCGACCAACGCGUCAAACUCUGGGAGAUCCUCAUCGACCCUGAAAUCCCGGGGAUCGACUGCGUGAGGAGCGUGAGGAGAAUCCUCUCCCCGAAUCACAAGGAGGAGACUGGCGGGGGCUCCUUCACGCCUGUGGCGGAUAUCUCCGGGGUUUGUGUCUUUCAGAUUGACGAUGCUCGUGGUGGUGCAGACGGUGCCGGUGGCCUAGGCGGUGCGAUCUGUAUCUCGGGCGUGGGAAUGGAUAUCUGGAAGAUCGCUCCCGUAGGGGAGGAAGAAGCGGAGGGGUCCUGA
Molecule: messenger RNA, 3896 nt
Organism: Dissoconium aciculare CBS 342.82
Lineage: Eukaryota; Fungi; Ascomycota; Dothideomycetes; Mycosphaerellales; Dissoconiaceae
Product: WD40 repeat-like protein
Exons: 2
Coding region: 462-3896 (1144 amino acids)
Biological process (GO): tRNA methylation
Cellular component (GO): cytoplasm
Molecular function (GO): protein binding
Source: RefSeq, a predicted model, not a curated record